CUGAGGAUGGUAGGUUGCUGUUGAGAGGUUUAACCCUGAAAAGUCUUACGUCCAUAAAUACCUCCAUCGUCCAUAAAUACCUUGAUCGACAUGAAAGACAAUAUUAGGUGGAGGAUAUCAUCAGGCAGCGUACUGAUUCGAUCAUCUGUGUUAUAGGAAGGCAUUCUACUGCUCUCUAGCUUCAACACCCACAACAAAAACAAAACAUUAAAGUUACUGCAUUGAUAAUCGAAAAUCCAUGGAAGGCCCAAUUUGUGCAUAGCACAGCAAGGAAACGAAAAAGAAAGCAGCAAGAGGAUGCAGCAGUGGCACAUGACACAUGAUGAAUAGAUUAAGACUAAUAAUGCUCACAAGUCAUAAUAACUAAGAAAUCUAGAGAGUCCAUUGCACUUCUUGCCUAGGCUGAAUGUUAAAGUAACUAACAAGAGAAUUGGGGAAACAAAGCUGAAGAAAAGAUGGAUGUUAAUCAAACUAACCUUAGACUUCAUCACACCGGGAUGUUGCCAUGAGGAACCAGACCUGCGGAGCUUUCUCUUUCCCGUCAUUGGUAUUGGAUUCGGCAGGCAAUAAGACUUAUACCCUUUGGAAGGAGACAGAAAGAGGAUCAAAAGACACAAACUUUUUGCCCUUUUGGAGUCCUUCUCCUCAUUUAAACGGCGAAUAGGAAGAAGAAGGGAGUUGAAGAAGUAAGCAGAAGCUGCAGGAACCGACGAGCAGAUCGGUGGAAUGAAUGCAAAUCAAGGGAAACACCCGCCCGCCAACUGGAAGAAGAGAUCUGCCGGAAGCCAGCAAAGGAUCUGAACUUUCUCCAAUUGGUGAACGAAUUUGCAGAUACAAAUAAAUGAAAUAAAACCCUUCUGCCUGCCGAUAGAAACCCCGACGACGAGGAGGAAAAGGAUUCCGAUAAGGGCCAUCGUUUCUGCCAGUAUGAUUUAAUUUGGGCCUAAAAUGGAUGCUUACCCAGUAAGCCCAACUUGCUUCCAAUUUAGGACUCCAGGCCCAUGUCUGCUUCUCUCUGUGUAACCCAUUUGUACUUCUCUCCCGCGGUUCCGAUAUCCUACGUACCAAAGAAGCUCUCGCUCUUCCGCAGUUCCGGUCCGGACUUUCGUCUCGUUCUCCGGCCGCCGCCGCCGUUUCUCUGCGCUCGGUUCUUCAAGGUAACUAUUGUUUUCCUUCCCCUCAUGUUGCCAUGAGAGCUAGGCGGAUUUCAAAUUAUUUGAUUAUCGGCCUACUUGUUUUUUGUCGCCAGUUCUUGUUUGGUUUUCCAUAUGGCUUAGAUGCUUCUGCUCACGCCCAAUUUAGACUGUGAGGUUCGUAAGAUGGUGAAAUGAAUGAGAAACGGUAGAAUGUCUCCUAGGAAUAGAAAGAACCAGACGAUGGCUAGGUGUUGAGACUGUUCCCAGUGCUAGUAUAAGUUGAAUGCGUUGGAUGAGGGCCGAGAAGCCCUUGAUAACGGAGAGAUGAGGAGUGGCCUGCUAGGGUUUCCUUUUUUGGUUUCGACUUCCUUCUUUCGAUUCUGAUACUAUGUAGUACUUGUCUUAACAUCCAAAUUCAGCAGCUCUGUGAAAGGCAUAUUUUCCUUUUCCCUUGCUCCCUGGCUUACACUGAUUCGAAGCAUGUCCUGUCUUUCCGAUCUUUUUCCCAAUUUAAGGAUUUGUUUAGGUCUGAAACUGAUUCUCGAAUUGUGCUGUAGUGUUUGCUACUUCUGACGCAUACACGAGAAUGAAGGAAGGUGAGGGAAAGGCAGUGAUAGGACUGACAUGGCAGCCCAAGCUGCCUACUGCAUCCCUUGCUUCGUCGGCUCGAAAACCUCAGAAUCACGCUGGGGAUUCUCUUUUGCAGCCCACUGAGAAGCUUGUUGAUGGUCUGUUUUUGCCACCCAAUAACCCAUCUCAACUGAAAAAUUUGCAGAGGAAGCAAGUCAAGGACACUCUCGGCAAAGGCUGGUUUGAUAUGCCAGCUCCAACUAUGACUCAGGAAUUGAAGAAAGACCUCCAGAUACUAAAGCUGAGGGGUGCUAUCGACCCUAAGAGGCACUAUAAGAAAGGUGAUUCAAAGUUAAAAGUUCUUCCCAAAUACUUCCAGGUGGGUACAGUCAUCGAGUCGCCAAUGGAGUUCUUCUCCGGCAGGCUGACAAAGAAGGAGAGGAAAGCUACCAUUACUGAUGAGCUACUUUCUGAUCAGAACUUCAAGGCUUACAGGAAGCGUAAGGUGAGAGAGAUCGAGGAACAGAACCGCCCUGGCGGGAAGGACAAGUGGAAAAUCAAGGGGAAGCAGUCUUUCAAGCGAGCAAAGGAUAAACGACGUUAAAGCAUCCCCAUUGUGUUUGCACUCUCCGAAACGAAACUCGGAAGGAAGCAGUUAUGCAAGAGUCCGAAGGAAAACCAGAGCAACCUCUCUCCCUUCUUCAAUUUUGGGCCGGUCUACGUCAUGUGUAUUAGAGCAGCGAGAAAGGGGAAAUAGAUAAAUGCAGCAACACAUCAGUGUAACUAAUCCUUAAAUUCUUCUUUCAUUGUGUUUCACUAAUACCUUCUUAUUAUGAACAUUGCUGCUGCAAAUGUCCACUAUCACUUCUAAGCAGAACAUAACAAAAUUGUUAUCGAACCUCAAAAGCGUAACAAAGUGGUCACAUACGC
Linum trigynum is the source of this 2636-nucleotide messenger RNA. Lineage: Eukaryota; Viridiplantae; Streptophyta; Magnoliopsida; Malpighiales; Linaceae. The record is from the annotation of a GenBank genome assembly.